Chenopodium quinoa (quinoa) is the source of this 1409-nucleotide messenger RNA. Its product is annotated as aspartic proteinase nepenthesin-2-like. NCBI's taxonomy places the organism in Eukaryota, Viridiplantae, Streptophyta, Magnoliopsida, Caryophyllales, Amaranthaceae. The transcript has 2 exons. The coding region runs from base 1 to 1140 and encodes 379 amino acids. Gene Ontology annotation, cellular component: extracellular region. The record is from RefSeq and is a predicted model, not a curated record.
AUGGUAAUAGAUACUACUAUGUACGCGGUAGAGUUGGGAAUAGGCACAUUUGAUCCAUCUUCAUCUCAUAAAACAGUUUAUCUCGGGUUCGAUACCGGAAGUGAUCUCAUAUGGACUCAAUGUAAAGGUUGUGAUAAAUGUUUUAAACAAGUAUAUCCUGUUUAUCCUGCAACUGAAUCUUAUACUUAUAGGCAACUCCCUUGCCAUAACUGUCCUCCCGGCGCAACAUGUGUGGACGAUACUUGCCGGCUGACCAGAGAGUAUGGAGAUGGUGCCGUAGUUCAAGUGGUUUUGUCUUAUGAAUCGUUUACCUUCCAGACUGCAACUACUCCUCUAGUUUUGAAUGAUGUUUUAUUCGGUUGCGGUUUCAACAUGCAAGGUUUUACCGCUGAAGAAGGAGAUAAAAACAAUAGAAUAAGUGGAAUGUUCGGAAUGAAUUAUGGCGAACUUAGCUUCCAAGAACAACAAAGACAAGAGUUGGUUCACGGAAAAUUUCAAUAUUGCUUACAAAAGAAAGUAGCUCAAGCUUUACCACCAAUGUUCCUUCGAUUUGGAGAUGAUUGUAUACAACCCACUGGACCGCCUCGAUCGAUCCCAAUGUUUCGAUUUCAGAACAGACCUAUCUACUACAUAGAUCUCCGCGGCAUUAGGGUUGCCCAAACAAUUCUUGCGAUUCCUCCUAAUGUUUUUCAAAUCUCCCAAAAUGGAAACGGAGGAACCGUGAUUGACUCAGGCACGGACGAAACCUAUAUAACCCCAGAGGCCUACCAUGUCUUGGUAGCCGAGGUAGCUGCUUACAUCGAAUCUAGAAACUCGGGUGUUGUGAGGUUAGAUCCUUAUGAUCCUGAUGAUCAUCUUUGUUACAAGCGAGUUAGUGGUGCAUCUACGGCCUUUGAUCUUCCUUGGAUUACUUUGUUGUUUCCAAAUGAUGUAAAUUUCCUUAUUAAUCCUGAUGUAUUAUAUGAAAUUUACACACUUGAGGGUGAAGAUUUCGUUUGCUUGUUAUUUUUGGAAUCUCCGGAGGAAAUUGGUGGUGUGACCCUAUUAGGAUCACUCCACCAAGUGGGUCAUCGUAUAACAUAUGAUCUUCCUAAUGGACAACUACUCGUUGCAGAUGAGAAUUGCAAUUUGGGUCGUUAGUUUAUACUACUUCUAGUUAACUUUUUAUGAUUAAUAAUAAGAAUAGUAAUUCAUUGUUUGUGUUUGCUUCAAUGUGUUUCCUCUUUGUUAGCCAAUUGUAUGUAUUUUGUCAUUCACUUUGCAAAUAAAACAGUCCGUAAGUAGUGUAUAGAUGCUGCCAUUUAAUUUAAAAUUAUUUAUUUAAAAAAAAAAAAAAACUUUACUUGAACUGGAUUUUGGGCCGGACUGAAAAUAUCCGGUUUUACCCGGACCGAUCCCGUCCGGUUUCA